Molecule: messenger RNA, 561 nt
Organism: Diabrotica virgifera virgifera (western corn rootworm)
Lineage: Eukaryota; Metazoa; Arthropoda; Insecta; Coleoptera; Chrysomelidae
Exons: 1
Coding region: 1-561 (186 amino acids)
Molecular function (GO): nucleic acid binding
Source: RefSeq, a predicted model, not a curated record
AUGGAUGAAACAUACGUCCAUUCAUCUCAUACCUACCAAAAGAGCUGGUCUGAUAGUUCAAACAAGGGCAUACAAAAACCAGUAUCUAAAGGACAGAUGCUUGUGAUAGUGCAUGCUGGAGGUGAAAGUGGGUUUGUUAAAAACGCUUAUCUGCGCUACAAACCUACUAUAAAAACAGGAGAUUAUCAUGAUGCAAUGAACUACGACAAUUACAAAAAGUGGCUUCAGGAUAAACUGAUACCAAAUUUGCCCCCGAACAGCGUUUUAGUGAUUGUUAAUGCACGGUAUCACAACGUACAAACUGAGAAAUGUCCAACUAUGUCUUCAAGGAAAGCAGAAAUGCAGCAGUGGCUGACAACGCGAAAUAUUUCCUUUACAGAUGACAUGUUGAAAUUUGAAUUAUACGACAUUAUAAAAUUACACAAACCUCUGUUUAAAACCUAUGAAAUUGACAAAAUACUCGAGGAUAAAGGACAUUCAGUUUUACGGUUACCCAAGAUAUUAUCCGGAUUUGAAUCAUAUAGAGUUAGUAUGGGCUUCUAUGAAGCAAUAUGUCGCUGA